UACCGGCUUGAAGCUCUGCUGUCCUGCUGUGUAUUUCUUUCUCUAGGAGCAAGGAGAUGUCUACCGGCACUGCUAAUUCUGCUGUUUCCAGCAAAUCUACAAAUUCAACAACCUCAACAUCUAAAGUUCCUGUCAACGAAAAAUCGAACAAUUCUCAGAAUGCGAAUACCUCAACUGCCAGUAUUAUCAAAUCGUAUCGUGAAAUUGUAAACGACCCUAAAAAUCUCGAUGAGGCUGCCAACUAUUUGUAUCAGUCGCUGUUGGACGAUGCCGUCGUAGGUGUAUUUCUGGAAAUUCACCAUUUGCGCAAGACUGGCAAUCUGACAGCGAUGGAUGGAGUAAAUGAAGAUGAAUCGGAAACUUCAUUUCGCAUUGUUGACAUGCCGAAUUUCGAUAUAUUUGGCAUAUCCACCGCUAAGAAACCAAUGGACUGCACCUGCCCCAACUGUGAUAGGCCUGUGUCGGCGGCUCGUUUUGCUCCCCACUUGGAAAAGUGCAUGGGUAUGGGUCGUAUAUCUAGCCGCAUUGCUAGCCGUCGUCUGGCCACAAAGGAGAGUAACAGUGCCAGUUCUUCGUCAUCUUCGUCAUAUCUGCAGACGACAAAUGCCGGAAGUGAUGAUGAAGACGACGUUGAUUGGUCAUCGGAGAAACGUCGCAAGAAGUCUAGCCAAAAUUCCCGUAAUAAUGGUUCUAAGAAGAAUAAUGGCAAAACAUUUUGAGCUGAUUCGAAGCGACAGUUUUCUUCGUGUUUAUCCUCUAAUGAUUAUCUAAUUUAGUUAUGCUCUAGUAAUUAAUUUUUUAUAAUCGUAUUUUAGUUUAAUUUAUGAAUGUAUUAUUAAUUAUUUAGUUUUGAAUAUGGCCUAUUCAUAACGCAUCUCUUUUUUAUACAUUAAAAAUCUAUAAAUGGAAAUUGAAA
Molecule: messenger RNA, 916 nt
Organism: Musca domestica (house fly)
Lineage: Eukaryota; Metazoa; Arthropoda; Insecta; Diptera; Muscidae
Gene: Sgf11
Product: SAGA-associated factor 11 homolog
Biological process (GO): positive regulation of DNA-templated transcription; regulation of transcription by RNA polymerase II
Cellular component (GO): SAGA complex; DUBm complex
Molecular function (GO): transcription coactivator activity
Source: RefSeq, marked provisional